Messenger RNA from Polyodon spathula (Mississippi paddlefish), 8491 nucleotides. Its product is annotated as serine/threonine-protein kinase ATR-like. NCBI's taxonomy places the organism in Eukaryota, Metazoa, Chordata, Actinopteri, Acipenseriformes, Polyodontidae. Gene Ontology annotation, biological process: DNA damage checkpoint signaling; protein phosphorylation; telomere maintenance. The transcript is spliced from 48 exons. Gene Ontology annotation, cellular component: nucleus. The record is from RefSeq and is a predicted model, not a curated record. Gene Ontology annotation, molecular function: protein serine/threonine kinase activity; protein binding.
AUGGAUCAAGGAUUAGAAAUGGCAUCUAUGAUUCCAGCUCUUCGUGAGCUUGAAGGUGCCAGCCCAGCAGACUAUAAUAACGUUGUACAAAAGCCACGACAAAUUCUCUGUCAGUUUAUUGACAGAAUAUUGACUGAUGUAGAUGUUGUGGCCCUGGAGCUGUCCAAAAAGAGCGACCCACAGCCAGCCUGUGUGAUGCUGCUUGAUUUUGUCCAGCAUAUCAUAACGUCCUCUCCUCUGAUGUUUGUGAACCCUGCUUGUGAACUUGACCAGUUUAGUGAUGUAGAAAGUAGCUGUACAGAAUUCAGUAACUGGAUUAUAACUAGACUUCUUCGGAUCGCUGCGGCCCCUAAGUGCCAGUCUUUGCACAGGAAGAUCACCAGCGUCAUCAGUUUUUUACUUCAACUAUUUAAAGUUAAGAGCCUUAGUACAUUCAGGGUACUGACCAAAGAGUUACUUGAUCUCUGUCUUGACCUAAUUUGUGUGCAUAGAAGAAGCCGACAGGUUAGUCCUGCAGGAGAGACAAAUAUGUGGCCAGUUUCCGUUCGUAGAUUUUCAGUUACACAGAAAGUUGAUCAAGGGUAUUUAACAGCUGCAACCUUGCAAUUUUCCUCCAUGGCAACUGUUGAAAUGUUUGAAGUGACACUGCUAACAAUUCUAACAGACCUCCUUCCUGGGAUUUUUUGUAGAAGAAUGGAAAUCAUGCUCUGGGAAAUCAUCUGCUCGUUUUUGCAAUAUGGAUGUCCUAAAAUAAAGAGUAUGGCCCUGGACAUGAUUGCACAAUUCUUAGAGCUAGGUAGACCUCCAGAAAAAAAAGCGCAUUUAUUUUCAGCAUUUCUGGACAUGUUACGCUCCUUUAAGGGAAUUGAGAAGUCUAAACUGGAGUUGUAUGCAAAACCGUUUGGACGUGUUACAAGGUCGUUGUUUCCACACAAGGUGAAUACGUACAGAAAUAUAGAACAGGUGUACCUAAACAUGGUGAUGGACGAGCUUUGUGAACUCCUCAGAACUGGACUGCUUCAAAAACUGGAGUCAGAGGAGCUGAAAAUUACGCUCUGUGAAAUAUUUCAGUACAUCCUGAAGUUUGUCCCCCCUGGUUAUGAGUCUGCUGUUGAGAUAAGAAAUGAUCGCGUGAAGGGUGUUUGUACAUCUAUAGUUCAGAUCAUUGGAACUCAGACAAAACAGGAGUGUUUGGUAGGGUAUUUGUAUGAGGCUCUGAAGAUCGCUGGGAUGGAUAUUCUUCAGGAGAUUCAGUCUGAUGAAGGGACUGGGAGCAGCACCAAUGAGAUUCCUUCUUAUGGACCACUCUCUAAAAAACCCAAGACCCAAGUAAUUUGCUCAGUGGACAUGAAGACAAAGAGUAAGCUCUGGGGCUCGCUGGAUAAACGGCUGGUGACGUUGCUUUCUCUGGUCAAAGAACAGCCUUUAACCCAGGCUCUUGGUGCCUUGGAGGGGGUAGCAGUGAUCCUGCACCUGGCUGCUCUCUGCUCAUGCCACUGCUGUCCUCCUCCUCAGCAUGGCCACAAACCUCAAAGUGCAGCCACUAAAGUGCAGCUGGUUUGGAUAACUCCUGAGUUAAUAUCCCAGGUCCUGGAAGCCUGUAGGAAGAUGCUAGUCGGUGCUAACAGUGAAAACAAUCUGGAUCUGGCAACUGAGCGAAUUGUGAGGAUAAUUGAUGCCAUCCUUUACAUGCACGUGAACUGCCAGAUUGAGGGGGGGAUUCACAAAAGCCUCUGUGCUCUUCUGUCACUGCCGUGGGUUUUGGAGCACAAUUCACAUUCUUUCUUCCAAUUGGCUGGUUUCAGUUCAAGCCUUGUUGCUUUAAGUCACAAGAUGUCAAACAGUUUCUCAUUACAGACACAGGCACACUGUGUGUAUUUGUUAUCACUACUGCCAAAGAACACGUGUCCAGAUUGGAGAUCAGCAGUCUACCGUUGGGCAUUGCAAAGUCAAAGCGAAGCUGUCCGGGCCAGUGCAGUGAAAGCAUUCCCUAAACUGCUUUGUCAUCUGGGAAUAAAGUCAUAUAGCCUCAUACAUGAGGUUCUGUUAAGUAAGCUCCAGGACAAUUCCAUAUUGGUGAAAAAGGAACUGGCCGGGAUCGUUGGAGAAUUGGCUUGUUGUCUUUCUGAGACAUUUGAGCUCAGGAUUCAAGUUAAUGAACCAACAGGUCAUGACCUUCUCUGCAGCCACCUGAUUGUAAACUCAGCACAUGCCGAAACAAUAACCAGAAUUGGAGCUUCCAUUUUCACUCCAUUCUUAAUGCUUCUCAGAGCAGAGAUAAGCAGUUCAGUGAAAUCUGCUUUUAUAGAAAACAUUCCUCAUCUGUGCAAGCAUGUGAACCUGGGGAAUUGUGAUCCCGAUACGAAGGCUGUUCUAACGGCUCUCGUAAACCUUAUGGAAGAUCCUGAUAAAGAUGUCAGAACGCUGUUUAGUAAAAACAUCAAAUACAUGUUAGAGUCCUGGGAAACAGAACAGGGUGCUUUAAAAAAGCUAAUUUUAUCCCGAUUGAAGGAGGCUUAUACAAAUGCUACAACUGCAAGAAAUAAUGAGCUGAAAAACACACUAAUACUCACCACUGGAGAGAUUGGAAGGGCUGCCAAAGGAGACCUGGUUCCAUUUGCACUGCUUCAUCUCUUGCACUGCCUUUUGUCAAAAGCUGCUCUUGUUUCUGUAUCUGCAUACACUGAGAUCAGAGCGCUAGCUUCUGCCAGGUCAUUGAAACUGCCUUUGUUCUUCAACCAGUACAAAAAACCCAUCUGCCAGUUUCUGGUGGAGUCGCUGCACUCCAGGCACAUGACUGCUCUCACUAGCAUCCCGGGGCAAAGCAACAAGACACUGCAGGAAGAGGCCGCCCACCAGAGGGAUGUGGCUUUGGACAUCCUAUCUCAAGUCGCUCAUGUGUUUAACUUCCCAGAUCUGAAUCGCUUCCUUAAUCGUACCCUGCAGGUGCUACUUCCUUAUCUUGCCGCCAAGGCUAGUGCAACAGGGUCCGCUCUGAUUCGGACCAUCGCCAAGCAGCUGAAUAUGAACCGCAGGGAGAUUCUGAUCAGCAACUUCAAGUACAUUUUUUCUCACCUCGUCUGCUCUUGUUCGAAGGAUGAACUGGCUCGCGCGUUCCACUAUCUCAAGAGUGAAACUGAAAUUGAACUGGGAAGUCUGUUAAGGCAAGAUUUCCAGGGACUGCAUAAUGAGCUGCUGCUGCGUCUAGGAGAGCACUACCAGCAGGUCUUCAAUGGCCUGGCUAUUCUGGCUUCCUUUGCAUCCAGUGAUGAUCCAUACCAAGGACCACGGGAUAUUACUACACCAGAGUUAUUGGCUGAUUAUCUUCAGCCCAAACUUUUGGGUAUUCUGGCCUUUUUCAACAUGCAACUGCUGAGCUCCAGUGUUGGGGAGAAAGAGAAGGAAAAAAUGGCUUUAAACAGUUUGGUGUCCUUAAUGACGCUGAUGGGGCCCAAGCACAUUAGUUCAGUCCGGGUGAAGAUGAUGACCACCCUGAGAACAGGCCUGAGAUACAAGGAUGAUUUUCCCUUGCUCUGCUGCAAAGCCUGGGAUUGUUUUGUGCGAUGCUUAGACCAAUCACACUUGGGACUGCUUCUGAGCCAUGUGAUUGUGGCUUUGCUGCCUCUGAUCCCCACUCAGCCCAAGGAGACUGCUGUAAUAUUCCACUAUCUCAUUGUAGAGAAUAGAGCAGAAGUGCAGGAUUUCCUUCACGAGAUUUACUUUUUGCCCGACCACCACGACCUUAAGGAGAUUCAAAAAGUCCUGCAGGAUUACAGGAAGCAAACCUCUAAGAGCACUGACCUCCAGACCGCUCUGCAGCAGGCAAUGAGAGCCAUUCAGCACGAGAAUGUGGAUGUGCGCAUACACGCCCUCACAAGUUUAAAGAAAAUGAUAUACAAGAAUCAGGAAAAGCUUAUUAAGUACGUGUUAGAUAGUGAGACAGUGGAGCCGAUCAUCUCGCAGCUGGUGACUGUGCUCCUGAAAAGCAGCCAGGAUUCAAACCCUGAGGCUCGGCUGCUGUGUGGAGAGUGUCUGGGGGAGUUGGGGGCCAUUGACCCUGGCCGACUGGACCUGUCAAUAACCGACAUGCAGGGGAAGGGCUCCACAUUUGUGAGUGGAGUGGAAGACAGCAGUUUUGCCUAUGAACUGCUUACAGAGCUGACAAGAGCCUUCCUUGCCUAUGCAGAUGACGUCCGCGCACAGGACUCUGCCGCCUAUGCUAUGCAGGAGCUCCUUGCAAUUUUUGAGUGCCGAGAAGGAAGAAGCGACUGCCCGGGGCGGAGGCUGUGGAGACGUUUCCCUGAGCAUGUGCAAGAAAUCCUGGAGCCCCAUCUGAACAGCCGGUAUAAAAGUACUCCAAAGGCAUUAAACUGGUCUAAAAUAAAGAAACCAAUCUACCUAAGUUCCCUGGGAAGCAAUUUUGCAGAAUGGUCGGCAACAUGGGCAGGCUAUCUAGUCACAAAUGUCAGGGAUGAGCUAGCAGGCAAGGUUUUCAACUGCUGCAGUUUCAUAAUGAAACAUGACUACAAAGUUACCAUAUACCUUCUGCCGCACAUCUUGGUCUACGUUCUGCUGGGAUGUACCCAGGAAUAUCAGCAAGAGGUUUACUCUGAAAUAAUGGCCGUAUUGAACGAAGAGGAUCCUCGGAUUACGAGACUGCAGGACAUUGCUUCAGAUCUCAGCCAGCUCAGCACACAGACCGUGUUCUCCAUGCUUGAUCAUCUUACACAGUGGGCAAGGCACACGUUCCAGGCUCUGAAUAUGGAGAAAAGUGUAGGACAGUCAAGCAGAGACAGAGGAAAUCCAAACAUUGAGAGGACGGAAGCGGCAAGUACGAAGGUGAGAGAGUAUCAGAGCGUGAAUCGCUUCCUAGACCUCAUUCCCCAGGACACCCUGGCCAGGGCCUCUUUCCGCUCCAAAGCCUACACUCGGGCAGUUAUGCACUUUGAGUCGUUCAUUGAAAAAAAGCAAAACGUUCAGGACCACCUUAGCUUUCUGCAGUCGCUCUACGCUGCUAUGCACGAGCCUGAUGGUGUAACCGGAGUGAACGCCCUUCGAAAAGAAGAGCCCUCCCUGAGAGAGCAGAUACUGGAGCACGAGAGCAUCGGCUUGCUGAGAGACGCCACUGCGUGUUACGACAGAGCCAUUCAGCUGGAGUCAGACCAGAUACUUCAUUAUCAUGGUGUGAUGAAGUCAAUGCUUGGGCUUGGUCAGCUUUCGACAGUAAUUACUCAGGUCAAUGGCGUGCUCGCUAAUAGGCCACAGUGGAAAUCUGAACUGAACACAUACAGAGUUGAAGCAGCGUGGAAAUUAUCACAUCAUUGAACACAUACACAUCAAAAGUCCAGUAAUUGGAGUGUGAGACUUGGUCAGCUGCUACUUGCAGCCAAACAGAAGGAUGCUGAAACAUUUUAUGAAAAGCUCAAAGUAGUUCGGGCCGAACAGGUUGUGCCGUUGUCUGCCGCUAGCUUUGAAUGGGGUUCCUAUCAGAGAGGAUAUGAAUACAUUGUCAGAUUACAUGUGCUAUGUGAGCUGGAGCAUACGUUCAAGGAUCUGCAAAGUCAGUGGAGGAAAGAUGGCACAAAGGAGGAGGAGCAGACUCGUAACUGGCAGGCUCGACUGGAAAUGACACAAAAUUCCUUCCGUGCCAAAGAGCCCAUCCUUGCACUACGCAGGGGACUACUGAGUCUCAGUAAAAGGCCAGAUUAUGGUGAACUGGUUGGAGAAUGCUGGCUGCAAAGUGCCAGAGUUGCCAGAAAAGCAGGUCAUCACCAGACAGCGUACAACGCUCUGCUCAACGCUGGAAACUCCAGCUUGUCUGAACUCUGUGUAGAAAAGGCAAAGUGGCUUUGGUCCAAGGGUGAUGUGCACCAAGCACUGAUCGUGCUACAGAAAGGAGUACAGCAGUGUUUCCCUGAAAAUGAAGUGCCCACUGAUCCGAAAAGCAUACAGAUCAAAGGCAGAGCAAUGCUUCUUGUAGGGCGUUUUAUGGAAGAAACUGCUAACUUUGAAAGCAAUGCAAUCAUGAAAGCAUAUAAGGAUGUUACAAACCUACUUCCAGAAUGGGAGGAUGGUAACUUUUAUUUGGCCAAAUACUAUGAUAAGUUGAUGCCCAUGGUAACAGAAAACAAAAUGGAGAAACAAGGAGAUCUAAUCCGUUACAUAGUCCUUUUUUUUGGCAAGUCUUUACAGUUUGGAAAUCAAUACAUCUACCAGUCCAUGCCAAGAAUGCUUUCCCUAUGGCUCGACUUUGGUGCAAAAGUGUACGAGUGGGAAAAGGCUGGUCGCGCAGAUCGCCUACAAAUGCGAUCAGAUCUUGCGAAGAUAAACAGAGCGAUUACUGAGCAUACCAACCACCUGUCACCGUACCAGUUUCUGACUUCUUUCUCCCAGCUGAUUUCUCGCGUCUGUCACUCCCACAAUGAGGUCUUCACAGUGCUAACAGAGAUCAUUGCCAAAGUGUUUCUCGCCUACCCGCAGCAAGCUAUGUGGAUGAUGACCGCAGUAUGCAAGUCCUCUUACCCAACACGUGUCAACAGAUGCAAAGAAAUCCUGAGAAAGGCGAUUAACUUGAAGGACUCCUUAGGGAAGUUUAUUGGAGAUGCCAAUCGACUCACAGACAAACUACUGGAGCUCUGCAACAGAUCAGUGGAUAGUCCAACCUUCAGCAUGAGCAUUCAUUUCAAACUGCUGAAGAAACUAGUCGAGGAGCCUACAUUCAGUCAAAUUCUGAUCCCAUUACAGUCCGUAAUGACGCCAACGCUUCCAUCAACAGCUGGGGCCCACGCCAACCACGAGCCAUUCCCAGGGCACUGGGCUUACAUUGCAGGCUUUGAUGAUACAAUCGAGGUCCUGGCUUCUCUUCAGAAACCAAAGAAGGUCUCCAUAAGAGGAUCCGAUGGGAAGUUCUACACAAUGAUGUGCAAACCUAAAGAUGACCUGAGGAAGGACUGCCGACUCAUGGAGUUCAACUCCCUCAUUAACAAGUGCCUGCGUAAGGAUGCCGAGUCUCGCAGGAGAGACCUGCACAUCCGAACCUACGCAGUUAUACCCCUGAAUGAGGACUGUGGGAUCAUUGAAUGGGUGAACAACACAGCUGGUUUGAGGCACAUCCUAAACAAAUUAUAUAAGGAGAAAGGUAUAUGCAUGUCCACAAAGGAGUUGCGACAGUUCAUUCUGGGGAAGUCUACCCCAUUUCAGGAGAAAUUAAAAAUAUACAAAGAAAUUCUUCUCCCACGACACCCUCCAGUCUUCCAUGAGUGGUUCCUAAGAACAUUUCCAGAUCCUACCUCCUGGUAUAGCAGUAGGUCAGCUUAUUGUCGCUCAACCGCGGUGAUCUCCAUGGUUGGUUACAUCCUGGGACUUGGUGAUCGCCAUGGAGAAAACAUCUUGUUUGACUCUCUCACAGGAGAGUGUGUCCACGUGGACUUCAGUUGUCUGUUCAAUAAAGGUGAAACUUUUGAAGUUCCUGAAGUGGUCCCAUUCCGUCUGACCCAAAACAUGGUUCAUGCCAUGGGUCCAGUGGGAACAGAGGGGCUGUUCCGCCAAGCUUGUGAAGUAACCAUGAGGUUAAUGCAGGACCAGAGAGAGCCUUUAAUGAGUGUCUUGAAGACAUUUCUGCAUGACCCUCUGGUGGAAUGGAGUAAACCUCUCAGAGGAAACUCAAAAUCACAAGUUAAUGAAUCUGGAGAAGUGGUCAACGAAAAGGCAAAGACCCAUGUCCUCGAUAUUGAACAGAGGCUGCAAGGUGUGAUUAAGAACCGGAACAAGAUAAAGGGUUUGCCCCUUUCUAUAGAAGGGCAUGUUCAUUACCUCAUCCAGGAAGCAACAGAUGAGAAUUUGCUGUGCCAGAUGUACGUGGGUUGGGCUCCAUACCUGUAACUCGCUAUGCAGUUACAGGCCUGAGAUCAGCAUUGAAUAAAACAUUGAAGCAAGCAGUUCGUGAUUUAAUAGAUCCUAAUACCUUUGACUAACUUUUUUCACACAUGACUGCGACCCUUGCCGCCUUGUAUUUAAAAAAGUGUUGAACACAAAUACAUUGCGAUGUGGUGUAAUAUGUUUGUUUACAUCAUGUACUGUACCAUUAUUGGUUUCUCAACUUAUCAUUGACACUUUAAAAAACCUGAACACAGUUUUCCUUUCAGAAAGCUAGAGUGUAUCCGUGUAUACUGCCAUCGACAGUAUAAAAUACUGAUAGAAGGCAACAUUGCAAAAUACAUUUAUGGAUACAUUUUGUAACAUGGACUGUGCAGAUGUCUUGUUCAUUCAGUUUUACUGAAUUGUGAGUUUUUGUUCUUUAUUUGAUAACAAAAUGGAUAUAUGCCACUGCUGUUUAGAUCAGUUGAAUGUGCCUUUUUAACAAAAUGUUAUUUUGAGGUUAAGCACUUGGUUAUCAAUUAAUAUUUUUCUGCAUUUUUUGUCAGAUUUAUUUUUUUAAUGCACAAAAUAUGUACAUUUGUACAGUUCUACAACAAUGUAAAUAAUAAAGCAC